Alligator mississippiensis (American alligator) is the source of this 2098-nucleotide messenger RNA. Its product is annotated as perforin-1. The transcript is spliced from 2 exons. The coding region runs from base 1 to 1671 and encodes 556 amino acids. The record is from RefSeq and is a predicted model, not a curated record. Lineage: Eukaryota; Metazoa; Chordata; Crocodylia; Alligatoridae.
AUGCCCUACCUACCAGCCUUCGUCUCUCUCCUUCUCCUUGCCCUCCUCCCCGGGGUGGCCCCCCAGUGCCACGUGGCUGUGGCUGGGGAGUGCCUGAAACACACAGCCCCCGUCCCUGGCUACAGCCUGGUUGGGCAAGGCUUUGACAUCACCACCCUCAAGCCCACCGGAGCCUCCUUGGUGGACAUCAACUGGUGGACCUACCCCAACGGCUCUUGCACUCUUUGCCACAACCCGGCACUGGAGGGGCAGCUCCAGCAGUUGCCCCUGGCUGUGGUGGACUGGCAAGCCCAGGACCCGUGCUUGGAGACCAACGAGAGCGCCGUGAAGCUGUCCCCUCUGGAGGUGGCCCAGUGGGCCAGCACUGCGGUGCAAAACGACUGGACAGUGGGGCUGGAGGUGGAUGUCCAAGCUGCACCCGACACCCAGGUGGUGCUGGCUGGGAGCCGUUCCAGGAUGGCCGAGAUCAGCUCAGAGAAGGCCCGGCAGGACAAGUACGCCUUCAUUGGCCGGGAGGUGUCAUGCCAGUACUACCAAUGGUGGCUUCUUCUCCACCCCUCUCACCCCCCUCCCCAACUCAGAUUCCGCCUGGCCCAGAAUCCCCCACUAUCCCUGGACUUCUCCCAGGCCCUCUCCGACCUCCCAGACAACUACGGCCUGAGCUCCAGGGAGGACUACCUGCGCUUCCUGGGCAUCUAUGGCACCCACUACCUAGCCCUUGUCCACGUGGGUGGCCACCACCAGGAAAUCAAGGCAGUGCCUGUGUGCCGGGUGGCACUGGAUGGGCUCACAGUGGACCAGGUCCGGGACUGCCUCGACGUGGAGGUGGAAGCUGGGUUGGGUGGUGGGCAGGCCAAGGUGGACAGCAUCUAUGCCGUCUGUGAGAAGACCAAGGCGGCAUUGGCCAAGAGCUUCCAUCAGGUCUACACCGAGAGCCAUGUGGAGGCAACCGGCGGCCAUCACCACGUUGACUUCCUCCUCCAAGGAGGAAGAGGUUCUGGGGCCUAUGCUCGUUGGGUGGAAGGCCUCAAAGCCAACCCUGGGCUCAUCUCUUACACUCUGAUGCCCAUCCAUGCCUUGGCAAGGAAGGGUGACCCACGGCGGGCCUCUCUCCAGAGGGCUGUGAGCCAGUAUGUCCUUGAUGGGGCGCUGUGGAGGAACUGCACCCAUCCCUGCCCCCUGGGCACCCAACGAAGCCCGUGGGACCCAUGCACCUGCCUGUGCUCAGAGGAGGUGGGGUGGGAUGCAUCCUGCUGCUCCCGGGAGCGAAGCCUGGGCCAGCUCAUGGUGACGGUGGUCAAUGCCAGUAGGCUCUACGGGGACCUCGGCACCCAGUCAGAUGCCUAUGUCAAGGUGUUUUAUGGGGGGCAGGAGCUGCGGGCAGACACAGUGUGGAACAAUGACAGCCCGGCAUGGGGGGUGGGACUGGAUUUUGGGGUGGGGCGGGUAGACGGUGAAGACGGGCUGAGGUUGGAGGUGUGGGACGAGGACAACGGGCAUGAUGAUGACCUACUGGGGGCCUGUGGGGAGAUGCCUGUGGCUGGCGCCCCCCAGUCUCGCACCUGCUAUUUGGCCUAUGGGCAGCUCCACUUCCUGUACCGCCUCCAGUGUGGGCCUGGCCUGGGUGGGCCCCGGUGCCAGGACUAUGCCCCCCGGCCCCCUGAGAUAUAACUGCCCCCCCAGGGGGCUUCCCCUCUUCAGGUCCUUCAGCCCCAUAACCACAUGGACUGGGGCCACAAAGCGGGGAGGGGCCAGGAGGAGAGAGGGGGUGAUGGGAUGGGUCCACCUGACCCAUCAAUGACCCUUAGGUGAUCCCAACAAAUGAUCCCAUCCAUAGCUCCACCUACCAAUAAUGGCAACCCAAUCCUAAGCAAGGACACCAAACCUAACCCAGCCAACCAAUGACACCAACCCAACUCUAACAAAUGACCCCACCCCUAGCCCAACCCAACCCACCGAUCUCCUUCCCUCAGGGCCUUCCCCUUCAAACCCUGUACACACAUCCCUGGCAGGGAGGGAGUCUAAUUAGGGUGACUUCCAAGGUUCGUUAGCAGUAAUGAGACAACGGGCAUCCGGCCUGUGGGGGGAAUAAAGGCAU